This is a messenger RNA of Cladophialophora psammophila CBS 110553, 1938 nucleotides long. RefSeq lists its product as uncharacterized. Gene Ontology annotation, cellular component: membrane. The coding region runs from base 1 to 1938 and encodes 645 amino acids. The transcript has 6 exons. Gene Ontology annotation, molecular function: myo-inositol:proton symporter activity. Gene Ontology annotation, biological process: transmembrane transport. Lineage: Eukaryota; Fungi; Ascomycota; Eurotiomycetes; Chaetothyriales; Herpotrichiellaceae. The record is from RefSeq and is a predicted model, not a curated record.
AUGUCGGACGCUAGGGGCACCGGCAGCUUCGACGACAGGCACAUCGCGAACCACCAUGAAAAGUCUCUAGGUCCAGAGCGCCGGCGCUCGUCUAUUGCGGAUCUCAACAGAGGCAAGAACUUAGAUGCGAAGAUCUCCAAUCCUCUCGCUGAUAUCCCUCGGGAAGAGUUGUUGGCCGAGGUUGGAGAUUUUGCAAACCGUGCCGGUCUGGCUUCUGAAAUCGAGCUGAUUAAGAAGGGCGCCUUAGUCGCGCAGAACCCUGGUCACUUUGAGAGUUUUACAUUCCUUAGUGAAGAAGAGAAGGACGCUCUCCGCACGGAGGUUUCGAGAAAAUGGAAACAUCCUUGGAAGCUCUACAUGACCGUCAUUGUCUGUUCUAUCGGUGCCGCAGUCCAAGGCUGGGACCAGACUGGAACUAACGGGGCCAAUCUAUCGUUCCCGGAAGCCUUUGGUCUUGAUACACCAGAGGGCCAGCCCGGCUACGAGAGAGACUUCUGGAUCAUUGGGCUUGUCAAUUCGGCACCUUACAUAGGCAGUGCCUUCCUAGGCUGCUGGCUCUCUGAUCCUUGCAACUUCUACUUAGGCCGACGAGGCACCAUCUUCACCUCUGCUAUCUUUCUGAUUGCAACGCCCAUUGGUGGUGCGUUUUGCAAAACCUGGGAACAGCUGCUUGCCACACGUGUUUUAAUGGGCAUCGGCAUGGGUCUGAAAGGCGCCACCACCCCGGUAUUCGCCGCUGAAAACUCGCCGGCCGCAAUUCGAGGCGCCCUUGUGAUGACCUGGCAAUUUUGGACCGCUUUUGGAAUAUUUCUGGGCACCGCCUUUAACUUGGCUGUUUGGAAUGCCGGCGACAUUGGCUGGCGUCUUCAGCUCGGCUCAGCCUUCAUUCCUGCCAUUCCUCUUGCUGCCAUGGUGUUUCUCUGCCCAGAGAGUCCGAGAUGGUAUAUCAAACACGGUAAACCUGGUAAAGCAUAUCAAUCUCUACUCAAGCUUCGGAAUCAUCCUCUCCUCGCCGCAAGAGAUUUAUAUUAUAUCAGUACACAGAUCGAGAUUGAGCACGACAUUGUCGGCGAGUCUACAUACGUCUCACGAUUCAUGCAGCUGUUCACCAUGCCUCGCGUCCGUCGCGCUACCUUGGCUUCCUUCACAGUCAUGAUCGCACAACAAAUGUGUGGCAUCAACAUCAUGGCAUUCUACUCGUCGACCAUCUUCCGUGAGGGUGGAGCGUCUGACUUCGAGGCGCUGUUGGGUUCAUUCGGCUUUGGAGCGGUCAACUUCCUCUUCGCCAUUCCAGCAUUUCUCACGAUUGACACCUUCGGUCGACGUGCUCUGUUGUUGUUCACGUUCCCGAACAUGGCCUGGACGCUCCUUGCCGCAGGGUUUGCCUUCUACAUUCCGCGAUCGAGCAGUGCUCAUCUGGGCGUCAUCGCACUCUUCGUGUACCUCUUCGCUGCUUUCUACUCACCUGGCGAAGGUCCAGUGCCAUUCACGUACUCGGCCGAGGUUUUCCCUCUCUCUCACCGUGAGGUCGGCAUGGGAUGGGCGGUUGCCACCUGUCUAUUCUGGGCCGCGGUCUUGGGCUUGACAUUUCCAAAGAUCCUGAGCAGUUUUGGCGCCACGGGCGCGUUCGGCUUCUUUGCCGGCUUGAAUAUGCUGGCUCUGAUCAUGAUCUUCUUCUGGGUUCCUGAGACGAAGCAACGCACCCUCGAAGAACUCGACUACAUCUUCGCCGUCCCGACGCGCAGAUUCAUGUCUUACCAGACAGGCACAUGGUUACCGUGGUUCAUCAAACGCUAUAUCUUCUGGCAGAAGUCCGCUGAGUUGAAGCCGUUGUACACGUUCGAGAGGGGCAUCGUCAGGGACAUCCGAGAGCAAAGGCGCGCGCAAGAAGCGGAGAGGGCUGCGAGUAUUUCGAGGGAAGAAGCUAAGACUGUGUGA